AUGGCCAGCUUGAAGCCCAUCACUGUCCAUGGCCAUGACUCGAGCGCCAACCCAUGGAAGGUCGUGAUGAUUCUUGAAGAGCUCGGUCUGCCUUACAAUCACAUUUUUGUGAACAUAGCCACCAUCAAGGACGAGCCCUACACCAAGCUCAACCCCAACGGCCGCGUGCCGACCAUCGAGGAUCCGAACACGGGCAUUACGCUGUGGGAGUCUGGUGCAAUCAUCGAGUACCUGGUGGAGACGUACGAUAAGGAGCAUAAGAUCAGCUCCACCUCAUUCCCAAACAAGUUCCACGAGAAGCAAUUCCUGCACUUCCAGAUGUCUGGCCAGGGCCCUUACUACGGUCAGUAUGCAUGGUUCACGAGGUUCCACCCGGAGAAGGUCGAGAGCGCCAUUAGCCGGUACGAGGAGCAGAUGUUUCGCGUCGUGGGCGUGCUGGACAAGAUCCUAGAGGACAGGCAGUAUCUUGUCGGAGAUAAGAUCUCCUACGCCGAUAUCUCCUUUAUCGCCUGGGAGUCCACCGCACGCAUGGUGUUUGCGGAUAAAAUCGAUCGGUUCAAGGGCUUUAAGAACUAUGAUGCGUGGUAUGAGAGGAUUGCUGCUCGGCCUUCUGUCAAGAAAGUAUUUCAGCUGCGAGCUGAUGCUAUGGCGAAGAGCUCACACUAA
This is a messenger RNA of Neoarthrinium moseri, 666 nucleotides long. RefSeq lists its product as uncharacterized. The coding region runs from base 1 to 666 and encodes 221 amino acids. The transcript is spliced from 4 exons. The record is from RefSeq and is a predicted model, not a curated record. NCBI's taxonomy places the organism in Eukaryota, Fungi, Ascomycota, Sordariomycetes, Amphisphaeriales, Apiosporaceae.